AAAGAGAAGUAUAUUUCAUAGCUGCUUAAAGGUUAUUUUCAAAGGGUACUUUUUUAACCUGACAAACGAGCAGAUCGCAGAUUCUCAUUUAUUGACUAUAAAAUAGGCAUAAUCUACUUAGAAAAUGGAAUUCCGGGAAUUCCACAUGAUAUACACUCUGUGAAUCUAUUGGUCAGAAACACGUGUCCGAGAGGCCCUGAGUACGACGUCAGCGCGGAGUCUUGCAGCCAAUCAGAAAUCAGAUCCAAAAAUGUUUAGUGGAAGUAUUUGAGCGGCAUUUUCAUUUAGUGCAGCAGGAGAAAUCCAUAACUGUCUGCAGGGAGCAGGAAGAAGUCUGGAGUCUUAACACUUUGUCUUUUUUUAGUGCUUCAGUCGUUUCUGCUGCCGUAAAAAGAGAGGUGAGAUCAGUGUGGAGAGGGAUGCUCUCAUCACAAAGGAAGCAUGAUUGUUCUUGGCCAAAAACCACGAGCGCGUUUUCAGAGCUGAACACUUUUAUCUCAGCUGCACAAACACUGCUUGCUUCUCUUAUCGAAUUCGUGUUUUUCAGUGGUUCUAAACGCGUCACUUAAUCGUCAGAAGGAAAUAGAGACUGAGCGAAAAAUUGGAGUUCUCACUUUGGAGCUUAAGGUCAUCAUCAUCAUGGAGGAAAAUGUUCAACGAGAACCCCCGCGCCCAAAGAGCUCUGGAGAGGUGUCCAACCAGGCCGUACUGCCUCUCCUGCAGCAGCCUGGGAAUCAGCAGUCCAACAGGGUCACUAACUUCUACAUCGACAACAUCUUAAGGCCGGACUUCGGCCGAAAGAGAAAGAAAGGCAUCUGUGUUCAGGGGGGAUACAGCCUGGAGGGACGGGGCGAACUGUCAGGGAGAAAACCUUCCAAAACUGACUCAAAGCACAGUGGGACAGGAGGAAGGGUGUCUGACCACCAGCACCCAGAGACUGAGGCGAGUGGUCCCGAACUGAAAGCCUGUGAAUCAGGCCGAGGGGACUCCUGCCGCAGCCCCGAGAACAGUGAAGCUCCGGCGGCUCCUGCAGCCCCUGCAGCCAAGCCGAUGCUGUGGCCGGCCUGGGUUUAUUGUACCAGGUACUCCGAUCGGCCUUCAUCAGGGCCCAGAUCCCGCAAACCAAAGAAAGAGCCGACCCCGAGCAAGGAGGACAAGCGGCCCCGGACGGCCUUCAGUAGCGAGCAACUGCAGCGGCUGAAAGCGGAGUUCCAGAAGAACCGCUACCUCACCGAGCAACGGAGGCAGAGUCUGGCCUUGGAGCUCAGUCUCAACGAGUCUCAGAUCAAAAUCUGGUUCCAGAACAAACGAGCCAAAAUCAAAAAGGCCUCUGGGAAUAAAAACUCUCUGGCGCAGCACCUGAUGGCGCAGGGACUGUACAACCACUCCACCGGCAGUGAGGUCCGCUCCGACAGCGACUGAAGCACAUCAUCAGAACCCCAUCAUCCUGGUUCAGACGACCGACACCAUGACCUGACAUCAUACUGUCCGCGCGACUGACUGUUCAAAGCACGCGCACACAGGGAAGCACACAGCGCGUGACCCAUGAAGAAGCAGGCUCAGAAACAAGAAACUUGAAAUGUUUUAGACAUUCAUCUUGAACCCAGAAACGUCUCUUCCAGGCCCAGCUGAGACACAAAGCUCCUGCCCGCACGCACUGACUGCAGGGUGGCUCUUAGAACCAUACGCUGAAAUCCAAAGAGAGCUUCUCCGGCCGCAUAAUGAGGACUGUUAGGCGUUCUGUUCGUUGAACUCUUGUUCUGUUGCUACAAUAAAACUCAGCGAAAUGCGAAUCAACAUUUCUUUCUUUUUUUUUUUUUUGUCCAGAUCAACUUUUAGUAGCUGAUCAAGCAGCAGGCGCCUGAAGAGCUGCGGGUUUCCUAUGUUUUCAAUCAUUUUAUGGAUCUAAAACUGACCGGAAAUGCCUUUGGAUCUGUAGUUCCGCAAAUCAUCUCCAGCCGCGCCCUGCCUUAUCGCGGUUCCCUUGACCCAAUUUUCUAGAAAACAGUUGGUUUCAAUAAGAAGGAUCAUGUUAUUCGUUUAUACUCUUAUUUAUAUCAAACACAGUUAGUAUUCAGAGCAAAGGGGCUCUAACAUGUUUACAUAACUUAUUUUUUCUACGCGAACCUUUCUUUGAAUGCAACGUUUGGCGGAUCAGAUUAAUGUGGAUCCAGACCAGAUGUUGGCCUUACAAUGCAGUCAAGUUUUCUUUGUUUCCUUAAAUUGCUUCUGUUUCCACAUGAAGAUUUUAUGUUUCUACUUGUUUUUGUCCUUUCAGCUAAAGUUUUCCUUUUUAUACAGCAUGUAAAUAAUUUAUAUCGUCAUGAUGAUGUGUAAAUAAAGAAUGCAGAUCUGA
This is a messenger RNA of Girardinichthys multiradiatus, 2356 nucleotides long. RefSeq names its product engrailed homeobox 2b (gene en2b). Lineage: Eukaryota; Metazoa; Chordata; Actinopteri; Cyprinodontiformes; Goodeidae. Gene Ontology annotation, molecular function: RNA polymerase II cis-regulatory region sequence-specific DNA binding; DNA-binding transcription factor activity, RNA polymerase II-specific. The record is from RefSeq and is a predicted model, not a curated record. The coding region runs from base 640 to 1422 and encodes 260 amino acids. Gene Ontology annotation, cellular component: nucleus. Gene Ontology annotation, biological process: regulation of transcription by RNA polymerase II; neuron differentiation; multicellular organism development. The transcript is spliced from 2 exons.